UGAACCCGAGCCGCCUUUGACAUCGAAUGCGGUGCAGUUGUCCAUUGGUGGCUACAUACGACGGGUACUGUUCCGGAAGGUUACCGUUACGAGCCGUGCUUAUGAUUUGCUCGAAGGAUUCAAAGCCAGCUUGCGGUGCAUAUUUAAGAUGUGAACCUUUGUCUCCUUGUACUUUCCACCUCCCUUUUCUUCACGACAUACCAUUACGAUAUCAAAAUGGCUUAUGCCGCGAACGUGAUUCGAGGUGAUGACCCAAGUACCACCAAGCUCUACGGCGAAAGAACGGCAAAGACUUCCUGCCAGUACCUUCUCCCUCAUGUCACAAAGUCUGCAAAAAUCCUAGAUGUCGGCUGCGGACCAGGUAUCAUUACUGCAGAUCUUGCAAAGAUAGCAUCGGAUGGUUCAACUAUUGGUGUCGACAAUUCGGAAGGCAUCAUCAAGCAAGCCUCGACCUCGUUCCCCGAUGUGCCCAACCUCAAGUAUCAGGUCGGGGAUGCCACCAACCUCAAGGACUUUGCUGACAAUUCAUUUGAUAUUGUUCAUGCUCAUCAACUUCUUGUUCACAUCUCGAACCCAGUUCCUGUUUUGAAGGAGUUCUACCGAGUCUGUAAGCCAGGUGGUAUCAUUGCUGUUCGAGAGUCCAGUCCUUCCGUCGUGUUAUUCUUGAAGCCUGAUUUGCCCGGAAUUCGACAAUAUUGGGAUAGAGCUAUGGCCAUGAUGCCCAAGAUUGGUGCCCAGACUCAAGCUGGAAUUGAUCUUGAGAAAUGGGCCAAAGAAGCAUUUGGUACAGAUGGAGAGAAGCUGGUGUAUACCAAGACCCCAGUCUGGAAUGCAGGACAUACCGAACGAGUCACAGGGCCGGCUGCCGCUCAUGCUAUUCAGUAUGGUAUGGCAACACAAGAGGAAAUGGAUCAGUGGGCGGAGGCUUGGAAGGAGUGGGAUGCGGCGGAGGAUCAUGAAUGGGUGUUUGAGGCAGGUGAAAUUCUAUGUCGGAAGGGCAUUUAAUCAAUUUUCCACAAUGUUAUGGCUCACUUCGGAGGAUUAGUUUGAGCGUGGGUUAUGUUUUCAUUUCUCAUUUACCCAUGUUCAUCAUUUUCCAGCAAGAAUUGCAGAAAUCCUCAAUGCUAUUCUUGGUGCUUUUUUGAGUGCAUAGUCCAGACUUGUAGGAGGGACAAUGUGUUGCAGGAUAUUCUCGAGAAAAAUGGCCGCAGAAUCCGUACAGGGUGUGAGUAAUUUUACACAUGAUUUGAAUAGAAUGCGGUGUAGUCCAAGUGCGCGGUCGUUAGUUAUUACUUCAAAGGUUAUUCUGCCGUUCCGAG
Molecule: messenger RNA, 1319 nt
Organism: Mollisia scopiformis
Lineage: Eukaryota; Fungi; Ascomycota; Leotiomycetes; Helotiales; Mollisiaceae
Product: S-adenosyl-L-methionine-dependent methyltransferase
Exons: 1
Coding region: 217-1005 (262 amino acids)
Molecular function (GO): S-adenosylmethionine-dependent methyltransferase activity
Source: RefSeq, a predicted model, not a curated record